AUGCUCAUGGACCCCGGUACACUCGCUGCAUUCUUAGCUUCGGGUACCUACAAUGAAUUGGGUCUGAAGACCCAUGAAUUGGGUCUGAAGACCCAUGAAUUGGGUCUGAAGACCCAUGAAUUGGGUCUGAAGACCCAUGAAUUGGGUCUGAAGACCCAUGAAUUGGGUCUGAAGACCCAUGAAUUGGGUCUGAAGACCCAUGAAGUGGGUCUGAAGACCCAUGAAUUGGGUCUGAAGACCCAUGAAUUGGGUCUGAAGACCCAUGAAUUGGGUCUGAAGACCCAUGAAUUGGGUCUGAAGACCCAUGAAGUGGGUCUGAAGACCCAUGAAUUGGGUCUGAAGACCCAUGAAUUGGGUCUGAAGACCCAUGAAUUGGGUCUGAAGACCCAUGAAUUGGGUCUGAAGACCCAUGAAUUGGGUCUGAAGACCCAUGAAUUGGGUCUGAAGACCCAUGAAUUGGGUCUGAAGACCCAUGAAUUGGGUCUGAAGACCCAUGAAUUGGGUCUGAAGACCCAUGAAUUGGGUCUGAAGACCCAUGAAUUGGGUCUGAAGACCCAUGAAUUGGGUCUGAAGACCCAUGAAUUGGGUCUGAAGACCCAUGAAUUGGGUCUGAAGACCCAUGAAUUGGGUCUGAAGACCCAUGAAUUGGGUCUGAAGACCCAUGAAUUGGGUCUGAAGACCCAUGAAUUGGGUCUGAAGACCCAUGAAUUGGGUCUGAAGACCCAUGAAUUGGGUCUGAAGACCCAUGAAUUGGGUCUGAAGACCCAUGAAUUGGGUCUGAAGACCCAUGAAUUGGGUCUGAAGACCCAUGAAUUGGGUCUGAAGACCCAUGAAUUGGGUCUGAAGACCCAUGAAUUGGGUCUGAAGACCCAUGAAUUGGGUCUGAAGACCCAUGAAUUGGGUCUGAAGACCCAUGAAUUGGGUCUGAAGACCCAUGAAUUGGGUCUGAAGACCCAUGAAUUGGGUCUGAAGACCCAUGAAUUGGGUCUGAAGACCCAUGAAUUGGGUCUGAAGACCCAUGAAUUGGGUCUGAAGACCCAUGAAUUGGGUCUGAAGACCCAUGAAUUGGGUCUGAAGACCCAUGAAUUGGGUCUGAAGACCCAUGAAUUGGGUCUGAAGACCCAUGAAUUGGGUCUGAAGACCCAUGAAUUGGGUCUGAAGACCCAUGAAUUGGGUCUGAAGACCCAUGAAUUGGGUCUGAAGACCCAUGAAUUGGGUCUGAAGACCCAUGAAUUGGGUCUGAAGACCCAUGAAUUGGGUCUGAAGACCCAUGAAUUGGGUCUGAAGACCCAUGAAUUGGGUCUGAAGACCCAUGAAUUGGGUCUGAAGACCCAUGAAUUGGGUCUGAAGACCCAUGAAUUGGGUCUGAAGACCCAUGAAUUGGGUCUGAAGACCCAUGAAUUGGGUCUGAAGACCCAUGAAUUGGGUCUGAAGACCCAUGAAUUGGGUCUGAAGACCCAUGAAUUGGGUCUGAAGACCCAUGAAUUGGGUCUGAAGACCCAUGAAUUGGGUCUGAAGACCCAUGAAUUGGGUCUGAAGACCCAUGAAUUGGGUCUGAAGACCCAUGAAUUGGGUCUGAAGACCCAUGAAUUGGGUCUGAAGACCCAUGAAUUGGGUCUGAAGACCCAUGAAUUGGGUCUGAAGACCCAUGAAUUGGGUCUGAAGACCCAUGAAUUGGGUCUGAAGACCCAUGAAUUGGGUCUGAAGACCCAUGAAUUGGGUCUGAAGACCCAUGAAUUGGGUCUGAAGACCCAUGAAUUGGGUCUGAAGACCCAUUGA
Messenger RNA from Puccinia triticina, 1779 nucleotides. RefSeq lists its product as uncharacterized. Lineage: Eukaryota; Fungi; Basidiomycota; Pucciniomycetes; Pucciniales; Pucciniaceae. The coding region runs from base 1 to 1779 and encodes 592 amino acids. The transcript has a single exon. The record is from RefSeq and is a predicted model, not a curated record.